Messenger RNA from Hemibagrus wyckioides, 4814 nucleotides. RefSeq names its product solute carrier family 25 member 25b (gene slc25a25b). Gene Ontology annotation, molecular function: ATP transmembrane transporter activity; calcium ion binding. Lineage: Eukaryota; Metazoa; Chordata; Actinopteri; Siluriformes; Bagridae. Gene Ontology annotation, biological process: transmembrane transport. Gene Ontology annotation, cellular component: mitochondrial inner membrane. The transcript has 10 exons. Bases 597 to 2159 code for a protein of 520 amino acids. The record is from RefSeq and is a predicted model, not a curated record.
CCCACCCCGGUCUACCGGCAUUUUGCAUCAGCUGUCAAUUCAAACCGGAUUAUUCGGCGGUGUUCACCUGAAAUGGAUAUUUAUUUUACUAAUUUAUUACUGAAUUAGAUUUAAGCAAGUGUCCUUUUGGUUGGAAGAAAUAUUGUAAACUUAUCGGCGUGAAAAACGGCGUUUUGGCGGCUAACCGCGGCUAGCAUCCACCUCAUCACUUCAGUGUAAACCUUUAUAGUGGCUCGUCUUUUUCAAACGGAUUACAAUCCGGAUAUAUCACUUCUUUUAAACCAAGUCUUUUUUUUGGUUUCUUGUGGAACUCAAGUGUAAAGGAAAAAAUCGGAUGUGAGUAUGGUUAUGUAACAUCCCAUAUGUUUCACCUUAUCACAACUAUUUGUGAAUAUUCCCUUUCAUCUCAGUAGCGGAGAGUUGAAUAGCUAGCCGGUUAGCUAGCACAGAGAAAUAAGAGACUUUCAAGACUGUUGAAUAAAGUUGAACACUUCUCUGGAUUCCGUGAAACAUUUCUCCUCCCCGUACCAAACUGCGAAAACUCGUUGGUUUUAUUGUUCAUUUCAUCGGCUACAAUCCCGCGCUUUUUCCCCCGCAUGAUGCACCAGCAGGGCUCGUUUGUCUCGCCUAUUCUGGGCGGUGUGCUGUGCCAGUGCCGCUCCGAGGAGUAUCGGCUUUCCGACCCAGGCGGCGGAGUUAGUGGCGUUGAUGUUGGUGUUAAUACUCUGAUCCCGGCGACGAAAGACGAGCCGCAUGUCUGCGCCGUGUGCGGCGGCCCCGAGCAGGAGCAUCGCCUCAAGGUCCUGUUCCAGAUCCUGGACGUGAACCGAGACGGAGGAAUCUGUGUGAAUGACCUGACGAUCGGCCUGAAGAAACUCGGGCUCCAUCGCACCGAGCACGAGCUUAGGAAAAUUGUGAAAGCCGGUGAUAAGGACUUGGAUGGCCAGCUGGACUUUGAGGAGUUUGUGCAUUACUUGAGGGACCAUGAAAAGAAGCUACGGCUGGUCUUCAAAAGUUUGGACAAGAAGAAUGACGGUCGCAUCGAUUCACAGGAGAUCAUGCAGUCACUCAGAGACCUGGGGGUCCACAUCUCGGAGCAACAGGCUGAGAAAAUCCUCAAGAGCAUGGACAAGAAUGGGACAAUGACCAUCGACUGGAACGAAUGGCGGGACUACCACCUGCUUCACCCUGCAGAAAACAUCCCGGAGAUCAUCCUGUACUGGAAGCAUUCGACGAUAUUUGAUGUAGGAGAGAGUUUAAUGGUGCCUGAUGAGUUCACCGCAGAGGAGAAGAAUACGGGGAUGUGGUGGCGCCACCUAGUGGCAGGAGGCGGAGCUGGCGCUGUUUCACGCACCUGCACAGCUCCCCUCGAUCGCCUCAAAGUUCUCAUGCAGGUACACUCCUCUCGCAUGAACACCAUGUGCAUUGCGAGUGGUUUUUCUCAGAUGAUCCGUGAAGGUGGUAUUCGGUCACUGUGGCGAGGAAAUGGCAUCAACGUCCUCAAGAUUGCACCCGAGUCCGCCAUCAAGUUCAUGGCCUAUGAGCAGAUCAAGCGGCUGAUUGGCAGCAAUCAGGAGACGCUGGGAAUUCUGGAGAGACUGGUCGCAGGAUCGCUGGCUGGUGCCAUCGCGCAGAGCAGCAUCUACCCAAUGGAGGUUCUGAAGACUCGACUAGCCCUAGGAAGGACGGGUCAGUACUCCGGCAUCGCGGACUGCGCCAAACACGUAUUUAAGAAAGAGGGCUUAGCAGCGUUUUACAAGGGCUACAUCCCCAACAUGCUCGGCAUUAUUCCCUACGCUGGAAUAGACCUGGCUGUCUACGAGACUCUGAAAAACUCCUGGCUACAGAGGUAUGCCACAGACAGCGCAGAUCCUGGCGUGUUUGUCCUGCUAGCCUGCGGCACCAUGUCCAGCACUUGUGGCCAGUUAGCCAGUUACCCUUUAGCCCUGGUGAGGACCCGCAUGCAAGCUCAAGCUACAUUGGAUGGAGCACCUCAGAUGUCCAUGAGCAAGCUGUUCAGACAUAUUGUCCGGACAGAAGGUGCGACGGGGCUCUACCGAGGCCUGGCGCCCAACUUCAUGAAGGUCAUCCCGGCAGUCAGCAUCAGCUACGUGGUGUACGAGAAUCUAAAAGUCACACUAGGUGUCCAGUCCCGGUGAGGGACUGCCAGAUCUUUUUCUUUUAGAAUUUUUUUGUUGUUGUUGUUGGGAUGCAAAAUGGACCUGGCGCUGAGGAGAAGGAGACAGGCAAUCUUGGGUGGUGAGAAAACCUGAGGUUUGAGUUGAUGUUCUCAUUCUGUGAAUGCCAGAGGGACCAAGGAGGGUAGGAACAAAGAACACUAAGAGCAAACACUAAGAAUCCAAACCAGAAGGUGGACAUGUGUUAUUACACCCAGGAAUCCUACAUCUCUUUCCUGGACUGUAGUAACCUGUUUCACUACGGACCAAGAAGAUGCACCAUCGUUUGUGGUAUCUUAAGGAGACCUACAGUGUUUAGCUGCUCGUGUGUGCUCUUUUAAUCCAGUAGGUGGCAGUGCUGAAAAGCCAAGGGCUUAAGACCAGACCAAAUCCUACCCUCCGUUCCAUAUAUUUAAGCACUACACUUGUCAUUGUCUUACUUAAUUUAUUGAGAUAGUUCAGGUGUUUAUCUCAUGCAGAACCUUCAGUUUCCUUCACAAACAAACCACAGUCUAUGUAGCUGAUCUAUGAAGAUUUUGAAGCAUUUUUAUUUCAAAACCCAUGAUUGUUUUUUUUUGUUUUUUUUUUUUGUUUUUUUAUCCUUUGUUAAUGUUAUACAUGCUGUAAACAUCUAUUUAUUUAAUUAUUAGAAAGCCGUUAGAAAGACUUCUUAUUUUUUGUGUGUGUGUUUGCCUUCAUUAUCACACACUUGGUAAUUGGCUUAUCAGUUAGAAAUCACGUCCACCAGUCUGGAUAAAGAACUGGUUUAGGUUAAGACAAGUCUCAGUGAUGUUGCUGUAUUUCCUGUAUGGGGUUGAAUAUAUUGCAAAAAUCCAUUCACCCACCCCGUGAUGGGAAUCGAUUCCCUUCAGUUUCGAAUCAAUCGAAUUCAGAAUCAAGUUGCUGUUUUGCACCUUAUGUGAAGCCUUGCCUUUGCAUUUCACUUAGUGUUGUUGUGUUCUUAAUGUGUUUGUGGAUGGCAUCAAUUAGGGGGAAAAAACCUCAGGAAGUUUAAGGUUAUCUAUGGGAUGCUCACAGAAAACAGGGCUGAAAGGGAAAUGUAUUGUAGAGGGAAAAAAAAAAUGGACUAAUGCUCUGCUACACGGUUCAAGGGCCUCGCCUUAAUUUAAUGUUCUCACCGCUCCAAGACAAGAUUAAACACGUUCAUUACUAAUCAAAUGUUAGACAAGGAUGUGGCCCUUGAGGAUGUGUGUUAGACAGCAACUCCAGAAAUGUGUUUUUCCCCCCCUGUCACAUAAUCUAAGAAAGAAAGAAAAAAGAUCCUUAAAAAAAAUGGCAAUAGAUUAACUUUGUACUUUUGGAUUGUAAAUCCUUGUGCAUGAAUGAAGAGUUUAGAGUCGAUCUCCAUCCAAACAGAUAUCGCAUUUAAAACUUGCUCAGGUGUCCCAGCAGCUCCUGUAAGAGAUUACAGCUUUCCUUUAAACCACUGAAAGAUUCUCCAUAGAUGAACGUGUACGAGAUGCUCGAAUAGUUUCUUCUAGGUUUGCGUUAUGUGCUGCUCACAGGCUUUCAAGUCGUGAAAUAGAGCAAGGCAAGUGAAUGGUUUCCUAAUAUAGUGAUUCUAAGGUGGAACAUGAACAGAUUUUUUUUUUUUUUCCCCCAGAAUAAUGUAUGGAUGUAAAGUGGCUUCUAAUUGGCAUGCUUAGUGGUAUAGUGGAGUAUAAAUGGUGCAGGAACCAUACGUGAUUCGGUCUAAGCUCACAUUAGACCAAUCAGUUAUAUCUUUGCACAGCAAAACUAGUUGCAGAUUCACAACCAAAAUAUUCAGGACAGUAUCCCCCCCCCUCCUUUAACUUCUUCCUGUUGUUUUUAUGCAUGUAUUUGUGGUAGAAAUGUGUUUAAUUGAUAAAGCAGAAUACUGAACAGGGCUUUACUAACAGCUUUGCCUCAUAGUGGAUGCCUUCGCUUCUGCUUAUGUUGCAUUUUGCACUUUUCCCUCCCUCGAGGCAACCUGUAUGCUAGAAGUGAUUGCUUAAUUGGUAGAUCGCAGGUGUUUAUAUGGCAAUAGAUUGGUGGUGUACUUCAGUAUUACCAAGACUCGCAUAUACGAGAAGAAUCCACACCGUUAACACGCUGCCUGAUGUGUAUGCUAUGUGGUAGCGCCUUACUUUCAGCAGCCACUGUCUGGUAGCCUUUAUUAAUAUGUACUGCUUUAGCAAACCUGGAAAAUAUGCUAAAAUGCUGCUGUAAAUCCAGGGGAUUGUCUGAGGAUGCAUUUAAACAACUGGAUAUGAUGCAAUGAAGCACUGGUGUGUGGGGGUGUGUGUGUGUGUGUGUGUGUGUGUAUAUAUAUAUAUAUGACUGUGGUCUUUAAUACAAAUGCAAUGACUGGGCUACAUGAGUUUGCUGUUUACAUGUCCAAAAAAAAAAAAGAUGCAUAUCUGAUGAUAAGAAUUGGGGUAAUUCUACCACAAGGCGUAUGUUAAUAUCUGGACUGUAUGUUAAUAUCUGUACCCCAAGGCUAAAGUUGACCCUGUGCAAAAAUGUCAUAAUCAAUACAAAUGUGUAACUGGAGUCUGUGAUGUUCCUGACUGGAUGCCUAAAGUGAAUGAAUGCAGAAUAAGUAUAUUUAUGUUUAUAUAAGAACAAAGUUCAAUAAAGAUAUUCUUAUUUCAA